Messenger RNA from Dreissena polymorpha, 2292 nucleotides. Its product is annotated as carotenoid isomerooxygenase-like. Gene Ontology annotation, biological process: retinal metabolic process; carotene catabolic process. The transcript is spliced from 13 exons. The coding region runs from base 172 to 1854 and encodes 560 amino acids. Gene Ontology annotation, molecular function: carotenoid dioxygenase activity; beta-carotene 15,15'-dioxygenase activity. The record is from RefSeq and is a predicted model, not a curated record. Lineage: Eukaryota; Metazoa; Mollusca; Bivalvia; Myida; Dreissenidae.
CAUUAGUCAGUUCUUCGACACAUAUUUAAAGAGUCUAUAGAUACGGCACAGCGAAAAUCUAUAUAAACCGAAGUCGAAUAUCUCUGUCAUCUUCAUUAGAUUAGUUGCUUAAAGGAUUUUGACAUCGGUGCUUUUUUCAGACUCGAGCUUAAUCUGAAGUAUACAGGUGUCAUGUAUAUAGCGGGGGCCAGUCUCUUGCUGAUAAGCCUGGCAAUCGGUUGCCAUGGUAAAUAUGGGCCUGAAGACCUGAUUCGCUUUAAGAGCGCCGGCCUGGGUAAUAUCAGAAGUGAAACCAUUAAUGGCCCCACCAUACUCGAGGCGGGUUCGAUACCCACGUGGCUCCAGGGAAACUUUCUGCGUCACUCGUGCGGGGUGUUUGGAGAGACCGAACAUCGCGAUAAGGCACUACCUAACUACAUUACGCAUAUGUUUGACUGCCUCGAAAUCGGACAGAAGUUUAAGAUAAACAACGGAACUGUCACCUUCACCAACAAGUGGUACGACACGGUUGUGAACGAUAUAUACAAUUGGUACGGACGGAAUAUGAACAAGUCCAGCGUCUUUCAGCCUGGUACAUUCGGCUUGAGUAACGCCCAGCAGGUUGACACUUGGGAUCCGAACAUCACUCGAUCCAGUAAAGUGGUGCAGGUGCCGCACGUGAGCUGGUGGCAGGUGGGAGACAUCCCUCUGGCGAUGUCAGAAGGACCUCUUGGCGUUGCUAUAGAUACGGAGACGAUGCAGCAGAAGGGUUGGAUUCAGUACGCAGACGAUAAUUUUCCGAUGACGCAGGAGUACAUGUAUACUAACAACCCGGCGCACGAGCACACCGAGGCCGACGGAACGCUGUGGAGCACAGUGGUCGUCAUUAGAUGGUUGUCGGCGUCGGCAAUGCAGCUCAAACGAGUCGUUUAUAAGGUGGGGGCGGACAAGUACCGUCACGUGGUCGGGGAGUUCCUGUACGGCGUUGCGGAUUUGAAGCAGUGUCACGGCAUGGCGCGUUUCCCCGACCUCGACAUCCGGCCCGGCUAUAUGCACUCGUUCGCCAUCACUGAGAACUACAUCAUACUGCCGGAGACCGCUUACUUCCUCGAUCCUUGCGUUUACAGCCACUACGACAACCACAAGCCAUUCUUCCCUCAAGGCUUUAGUUUCGAGAAGCACGGGUUCUCUCGAAUCUUGGUAAUGCGUAAAUCGGACGGACAGUUCUUCUUGCAAACUCGCACCAUACCUUUAUUCGUAACACACCAGCUUGGCGCAUACGAGGCUGGUGACUCCGUACACAUGGACAUGCUGACGUAUGAUGACGCCGGGGCUUACGAGACCAUGCCAGUGGUGGACAACAUGCUGGGUCCGGAUCCAUAUACAACAAAUGUGUCCCGAAUCUCGCUUAACAUGACGAGCAAAUCUGUUUCGGUAGUAGACCUGCGACGCGGAAAAUCCCCGGCAACGUUCGAAAUGUCCAAUAUCAACUAUGCCUAUAAUGGCAAGAAAUACACUUAUGCGUACAUGGUUCGCAACUUCGACUUGCACGAACAGAACGCAAUUACGAAGCUGAACGUUGACACUGGAGUGGAGUUGGAAUACCUGCUGCCCGAGGGUUCGUACGUUCAGGAGCCCCAGUUCAUCCCAUACCCCGGUGCGAUUUUCGAGGACGACGGUGUCAUCCUCUCACAGGGAUUCGACGGCAUUGAGCGGAAAGCAAUCAUGGUAGUAAUUGACGCCAAGACGAUGACGUUGAUUGGCCGAGUUGUGGCCCCUGACAUGGCUCUGUUUGGUCUGCAUAACAGACUGUUUCCGCUGCGAGCUGGUUCCGCGCCUAAUUUCCAAAUGCCGGCUAUACCGGUAAUUGGGUAAACAAUAGGAUAAAGUGAAGCCGGAAACCACUACACAACAUUACGUUAGUAGAAAUUUAUUAACAAAACCAUUCAAUAUUCAGAAACCAUACAAACCGCAAAACAGCUUGGAACCAAAAGUACCGGUAAAACACUCCACUGUUGAGACUGGAAACAGUUAAACCGCUGUGAAUCAAGACAAAAUCGUUAAACAUCUGGAAAGCAGAACAACAUCGUUAAACAGCAGGGUAUCAAAAAAUUCGUUAAACAGCUGGGAAUCAAAACGAAACCUCAACACAAUCAGGCACCAAAUGUAAAACGUAGAAUAACCCAGAACCGAAACAAAACUGUAAAGCACCUGACAACCCAAGCCAAAGAGUAAAUAGUGCGUGUUCUGGCAUGUACAUCUUUUUUUCGUUUCAUGGUGUAAAUAAUUAUUAGAAAAUAAAUUUGCAAAAAC